This is a messenger RNA of Elephantulus edwardii (Cape elephant shrew), 1860 nucleotides long. RefSeq names its product podocan (gene PODN). The record is from RefSeq and is a predicted model, not a curated record. NCBI's taxonomy places the organism in Eukaryota, Metazoa, Chordata, Mammalia, Macroscelidea, Macroscelididae. The coding region runs from base 13 to 1860 and encodes 615 amino acids. The transcript has 9 exons. Gene Ontology annotation, molecular function: protein binding.
CCUGCAGGCACCAUGGCUCGGAGCAGGGCACUGCUGCUCCUGCUGCUGCUCCCACCACAACUGCAGCUGGGACGGGUGCUCACCGCCAGGGCCCCGGCGCUAGACCGAGCCAGCAGCCACGGCCAGAGCCCCGACGAGAACGAGUUCCUGGAGGGGCCCGUGCUGGUCCUGAGCCCCGAGGAGCCAGGGCCUGGCCAGGCCACAGUGGACUGCCCUCGGGAAUGUGCCUGCUCGCAGGAGGGUGUCGUGGACUGUGGGGGCAUUGACUUACGUGAGUUCCCGGGGGACCUGCCUGAGCACAUCAACCACCUGUCCCUACAGAAUAACCAGUUGGAGAAGAUCUAUCCUGAGGAGCUCUCCCGGCUGCACCUGCUGGAGACCCUGAACCUCCAGAAUAACCGACUGACUUCCCGAGGGCUCCCGGAGGAGGCAUUUGAGCACCUGACCAACCUCAAUUACCUGUACCUGGCCAAUAACAAGCUGACCUUGGCACCCCGGUUCCUGCCAAACACGCUGGUUAGUGUGGACUUUGCUGCCAACUAUCUCACCAAGAUCUACGGGCUCACCUUUGGCCAGAAGCCAAACUUGAGGUCCGUGUACCUGCACAACAACAAGCUGGCCGAUGCCGGGCUGCCAGACAACAUGUUCAACGGCUCCAGCAAUGUCGAGAUCCUCAUCCUGUCCAGCAACUUCCUGCGUCAUGUGCCCAAACACCUGCCACCUGCCCUCUACAAGCUGCACCUCAAGAACAACAAACUGGAGAAGAUCCCACCAGGUGCCUUCAGUGAGCUGAGCAACCUGCGAGAGCUGUACCUGCAGAACAAUUACCUGACGGACGAGGGCCUGGACAACGAGACCUUCUGGAAGCUUUCCAGCCUGGAGUACCUGGAUCUGUCCAGCAACAACCUGUCCCGCGUCCCUGCGGGGCUGCCCCGCAGCCUGGUGCUGCUGCACCUGGAAAAGAACGCCAUCCAGAGCGUGGACGCGGACGUGCUGACCCCCAUCCGCAGCCUCGAGUACCUGCUGCUGCACAGUAACCAGCUGCGGGCUCACGGCAUCCACCCGCAGGCCUUCCAGGGCCUCAAGAAGCUGCACACGGUGCAUCUGUACAACAACGCGCUGGAGCGCGUGCCCAGCAGCCUGCCGCGCCGCGUGCGCACGCUCAUGAUCCUGCACAACCAGAUCACGGGCAUCGGCCGCGACGACUUCGCCACCACUUACUUCCUGGAGGAGCUCAACCUCAGCUACAAUCGCAUCACCAGCCCGCAGGUGCACCGCGACGCCUUCCGCAAGCUGCGCCUGCUGCGCUCCUUGGACCUGUCCGGGAACCGGCUGCACACACUGCCUCCUGGCCUGCCGCGCAACGUGCACGUGCUGAAGGUCAAGCGCAAUGAGCUGGUGGCGCUGGCGCGAGGGGCGCUGGCCGGCAUGGCCCAGCUCCGUGAGCUCUACCUCACGGGCAACCGGCUGCGCAGUCGGGCGCUGGGCCCACGAGCCUGGGUGGACCUUGACAAACUGCAGCUGCUGGACAUCGCUGGGAAUCAGCUCACAGACAUCCCGGAGGGGCUCCCCGAGUCACUGGAGUACUUGUACCUGCAGAACAACAAGAUUACCACGGUGCCCGCCAAUGCCUUUGACUCCACACCCAACCUCAAGGGGAUCUUUCUCAGGUUCAACAAGUUGGCCGUGGGCUCUGUGGUGGAAAGCGCCUUCCGGAGGCUGAAGCACCUGCAGGUCUUGGAUAUUGAAGGCAACUUUGAGUUUGGUGAGGUUUCCAAGGACCACAGCCGGUUGAAGGAGGAAGAUGAAGAGAAAGAGGAGGAAGAAGAGGAGGAAGAGGAGGAAGAUGAAGGGAGAUAG